AUGCUUUCGUCAGCUAAUGUAGUUAGCAGGAAAAAAUUGAAAGGGGCAGGGUUAACUUUGGAAGUUCACAAUACCCACUACCACGUGCACUCUGAAAAUAAAAAGAUGCUUUAUGUUAAUGCAGACAGAUCACUGUCACUGCAAUGCACCCAUGUAAUCAUACCGACAUCAACAGAAGAGACGAAAGACGACAAUGUCAUUUGUAGCACUGGAGCUAUGAGUGGCCUAGCAAAACUGUUGUUGGUGUGGUUCAUGGGAGCAAGAAAGUCGGUAGAUUUUCUGAGUGCUGCAACCCAGUAUUGCCCUUCUGGAACAUAUGGAGCUGGAUGUACACAGACAUGUCACUGUACCAAUGGAUGUAAUACAAAAGGGGAAUGUAUUAGUAGUCCUGGUGUUUGUGAUACAGGAUGGAGUGGUAAUAGGUGUAAAGUACCAUCUUCUUGUCCUUCUGGUUUUUAUGGCACAUUAUGUAAUUAUAAUUGUCAUUGUAAAAACAAUGCAGCAUGUGAUAAGAACACUGGUUUUUGUAUUAAUGGAGAUUGUGCACCAGAAUGGAUAAAUCUAGAUACUAUAGAUUCUGAUUGUCAACAAGCAUGUGAUAAGAUUACUGGUGUUUGUCCAAAUGGAGAUUGUUCACCAGGAUGGAUAAAUCUAGAUACUAUAGAUUCUGAUUGUCAACAAGCAUGUGAUAAGAACACUGGUGUUUGUCCAAAUGGAGAAUGUGCACCAGGAUGGAUAAAUCUAGAUACUAUAGAUUCUGAUUGUCAACAAGGUUUGUAUGCCAAAUCACUGGAUUAUAUGAAUGCAGCAUAUGAUAAGAACACUGGUGUUUGUAUAUAUGGAGAUUGUGCAACAGGAUGGAUAAAUCUCGAUACUAUAGAUUCUGAUUGUCAACAAGCAUGUGAUAAGAACAAUGGUGUUUGUCCAAAUGGAGAUUGUGUACCAGGAUGGAUAAAUCUAGAUACUAUAGAUUCUUAUUGUCAACAAGUAAAUCCCGGCGAAGUUACCAACUUCUACUGUGAAGUCAGUGGUAAUCCUGUUUUUGACUCUAAUGACUUAAAGAUAUGGAAAUCUGGUACAAGUAACUAUCUGACUCUAACCAAUACAGGAAGUAGUAAAUAUAUUAUCUUUGGCAAUUCUACCAGUGUUGUUGUAGAUAGUGGUGAUAUGUACUCCUGUGGUAAUUCAAUUGGAUUUUUAGGAUCGACCAGUGUGCAGUUUUAUGGCCUACCUAGAUUUAGUGACACCAACAAGCCAGAUAUAGAUGUAAGUUUUGACAAGCUCACUGUGACCUGGAACAAAUGGACUACUGAUGAUAUUGGAGAUGGUCCAGUUGAAUCUCACAAAUUAUACUACAGAGAGAGUGAUGAGAAUGACUGGAUAUCAGGUCAAGUUAUACCAGUCAGUGAUUCAAGUCAGAUGAGUUAUACAUCAACCAUUAAAGGAUUACAGUGGUCUACUCAAUAUGAAAUUACAGUGAUUGUUAAAAGACCGGGUCCACUUGGCGAAGGAAGUAAAGACACUACUAUUAUAGGAACUACACUGUGUGCAACCUCACAAGAACCAACAAUUAUGAAUGUAUUUUCACCUGAGUUGAAACAACUCGAAGUUCAUGUUCAGAUUCCUGAUAGUAGUGAUAUAAAGUGUAAAAAAGAUGGUGUGGAUGGUUACAUUGAUUACAUUGAAGUGAAGUAUAGAAAGGCAGGUACAGAGGAUGAAUAUGAGAUUGGAAAGAUAGAAAUUUAUCAGGAAACUGUCAUGGGUACAAAAGUUAUCCCAUUUACUGCUGAAUCAUUACUACCAUACACAGAGUAUGAAGUCAUUGCUCUGCUUAGAAAUGCUGAUGCUACAAGUCCACCAAGUAAUUCAGUGAUCGUUAUAUCACAUGAGGAUGUUCCUUCUAGGCCUAGAAAUGUAACACUACAACCAGCAGUGUACGCAAUUACUGUUACAUGGUUAGAACCAGACCCACCCAAUGGAAUAAUAACAGCUUAUAAAAUAACAUAUUGGAAAACAGGUGAUGAAAGUACAAAAAAAGAUAUAUUGGUAGAUAAUGGUAGUGCACAUGAACUCAAUAUCUAUAAUCUGGAUUACGAAGUUAACUAUACUAUAAUAGUGUCUGCAUCUACUAUUGUUGGGGAAGGUGAAUACAGUACCGAAAUGAAUACAAAAACAUCGGAAACAAUUCCUCGUGAACCUGCCAUCAUUGAUGUACAAAGAACAACUGAAAACAGCAUCAGAUUCACAUGGACAGAUCCUACCAUAUUUUGUGGUGAUAUUUUACAAUAUAGAAUAACAUAUAGAUCAACUGCAUCUGUGUAUUCAACAACCGUGUUGGAAUCUAAGGAUAUACUCGUUGAGGGCGAUAUUAAUACAUACACUCUAGGAGAAUUACCAAGAGGAACACAGUUUGAAAUAUCAGUGAGUGCAAGUACAUCAAAAGGAUUUGGUAAACCUAAUUCAAUUAUCUCUGGAACUACAAUUGUCACUGGUUCAGGCGGUGGCUGUUCAUAUCUUUCAACCUUAGGCUUGUGUACGGAAUCGGAAUCGUCAAUUACGAUGGCUGAAGUACUUGCUUUCGGUAGUGGAGGAUGGAAAGCAUUAUCUGAAGAGAGUUACUUGUUCGUUUAUAUGUUCUCAACUCAUCAUCCGAUCUGUGACCAGUGCGUUCUUUGA
Molecule: messenger RNA, 2676 nt
Organism: Saccoglossus kowalevskii
Lineage: Eukaryota; Metazoa; Hemichordata; Enteropneusta; Harrimaniidae
Molecular function (GO): protein binding
Source: RefSeq, a predicted model, not a curated record